AUUACUGGAAACCUCGGCUUCUCCCCCUCCGCCGCUGCUCCCGUUUAACAUCAGAAACGAUACGGCUCCGAUGCUCCUAGGUCUUCUCGUCCUUUCUCUCGCAUUUCAGGGCACCCUCGCGGUGACAGAAUGCGAGGAAUGCAAGUCAAUUGUGGACCUUUUGCAAUUUGAGUGGGGAGAAAAGAAGACUGAAGAAUGUGUUAUGGAAAUUGCGGUUUUUAUUUGUGAAACGUUCCAUAUUGAAGAUAAUGAUGUCUGUAACUUUAUUAUUUCGGAUUUCUCAGACGAAUUCAUGUAUGUCAUCAAGCAAAUUCUCGUGACUCCACAUCAACUUUGCGGAUUGCUUAUGAAAAAUGACUGCGGAGACUUCGUGGAUCCAUUGGCGACAAUUUGGAACAUGACGAUUCCUGGAAAUCAGCCACCAUUCGUGCCGAAACAAGUUGUUCCGCCAGGCAACCCAACUCUGCGAGCACUUCACUUGACCGACCUUCAUGUUGACAUGUUCUACACGGUCGGGCUCGAGGCAGACUGUGGAACUCCGCAAUGUUGUCGACCACAAGAUAUGAAUGUGGAAAUCGUUGAAAACGGAGAUGUCAAACAACCUGCUGGACCUUGGGGAAGUGUUGGUUCGUGCGACACACCUUAUUGGCUUCUCACGAACAUGCUCCAAAACAUCGCAAGUACCGCUGGAAAACUGGACUACAUUAUGGUAUCCGGAGACCUUGUGUCCCAUACAGUUUGGGCGUACACUCCGGAAACCCACUCGUUUAUGGUAAAAAACUUGUCGGAUACGAUUCGCUCGUAUUUCCCAAAAACUCCGGUCUACUUUGCAGUCGGGAAUCAUGAAGGAGUUCCUGUUGAUAAUAUUGCACCACAUUUCACACCGAAGAAGUAUCAUAUGGAUUGGCUCUACAAGGCCAUGUCAAACGCCUGGCAGGGAUGGAUUCCAGCGGAUCAGGAGAAGAGUUUGGAAUAUAACGGAUGCUACAUGAAGAAGAUCUAUGAUGGGCUUCGAAUGAUUUCGCUGAAUAAUGUUUAUGGAGAUCGCAUCAAUUUCUGGCUAUACAUCAACCAAACUGACCCAGAUGGCACCCUUCAAUGGCUCAUCAACCAGCUCCAAGAUGCAGAAAAUGUUGGAGACAAGGUACAUAUCGUUGCACAUAUCCCUGGAUCCGACGGAGAAGCUCUUGAAGGAUAUGCUCUAAACUAUUAUAAGAUUAUCAAUCGAUACGCAAACACAGUUGUCGGUCAAUUCUUCGGGCACACCCACUCUGAAAAGUUCUACAUGAUGUACGCGAACCCGGAUGACUAUAAGUCUACUCCAACUAAUGUGGUCUACUCGGCUCCGUCUGUGACACCCUACUCGGAUUAUUUCCCGGCUUAUAGAAUCUACACAAUUGAUGGGGUCCACAAGGGAUCAACUUAUCAAGUAAUCGACUAUGAGGAAUGGUUCUUCAACUUGACAUCCAACAAUGCGAAUCCAACAAAUGUGAAAUGGGAAGUACUCUAUCAAAGUGCCAACAUGGAAUAUGGUCUUAAAGGACAAAUCCCGACGGAGUAUAAUCAAAUGAUUGAGAGAAUGAAGACUGAUGAUAGUCUUUUCAACAAAUAUUACGAAAACCACAAUCGUCGUUCGAUCUACGAUGGUCGCGCGCCAUGCAACGAUCAACAAUGUCGAAACGGUUAUCUUUGCGACGCCCGUCAAUUCCAUCAGACCCAGCAGCUGUGUACCGAUUUGGAGGGAGGAAUUCAGAAGCCGGAGCCCAAAAAAAAUAAGUAUUCUGCACGAUUUGCCACAUCAAAUGAAAGACGGCGUGGAAAGGAGGAGUGCAAGAUUUGAAUGCGAUUUUUUUUUUUGAAAUUUAAAAUCCUACUAAUCUCCGGGUCGUGUUGAAUAAAUUAAUUUGUAUUU
Molecule: messenger RNA, 1912 nt
Organism: Caenorhabditis elegans
Lineage: Eukaryota; Metazoa; Nematoda; Chromadorea; Rhabditida; Rhabditidae
Gene: asm-3
Product: Putative sphingomyelin phosphodiesterase asm-3
Exons: 13
Coding region: 71-1840 (589 amino acids)
Biological process (GO): sphingomyelin catabolic process; sphingolipid metabolic process
Cellular component (GO): extracellular region
Molecular function (GO): sphingomyelin phosphodiesterase activity; hydrolase activity
Source: RefSeq, marked reviewed